AUGGACAUUGAUGAAGAAGAAGCAGUCUGGGAUGUUACUAAUUCUUCCAAUUUUUCUUCCACAGCCUCUACAUCCUUUAACACUUUGGAAUUUGAUGAGCAAUCUGCAUCUUCAUCACAAAAACCGAAAAAAGGACGGCAGGUUGGGCGGAAACAAGUCGGCGUGAAUGCAACACUGGAUAGUUUAUUGGGCCAGGCAAAUUUAGAACAGGCUCGUGGUCGAACAAAACAAGCAAUGUCUUAUCUCUUUGAGGCGAUACGUAUAGCUCCAUAUCAUGUCCAAACUUACAAGGAAAUUGCUGAUAUUUUUGCUGAACAAAAUCAACCCGAAAAAAGUUUCGAAUUCAAACUAUUAGCUGCAUUAUUAACCGACAAAACAACAGCUCUAGAAUGGGAUGAUAUUGCAGAAUUAUCACGUUCAUUUAAUCGACUUGAGUUGGCUAUUGCUUGUUUAGCUAAAGGUUUGAUAUUUUUACACAAGAUUAGAACUAUUUAAGGAAAAAUUUAUUUUUUUUUUGGGCUUUCUUUUUUUGACCCGCAUAUUUUUCGUUC
Molecule: messenger RNA, 551 nt
Organism: Meloidogyne enterolobii
Lineage: Eukaryota; Metazoa; Nematoda; Chromadorea; Rhabditida; Meloidogynidae
Source: the annotation of a GenBank genome assembly